Microthlaspi erraticum is the source of this 801-nucleotide messenger RNA. The record is from the annotation of a GenBank genome assembly. NCBI's taxonomy places the organism in Eukaryota, Viridiplantae, Streptophyta, Magnoliopsida, Brassicales, Brassicaceae.
AUGCGGAUGAGCUGUAAUGGAUGCAGAGUUCUUCGAAAAGGGUGUACUGAGGAUUGUAGUAUAAGACCGUGUUUGGCUUGGAUCAAGUCGCCCGAGGCGCAAGCAAACGCAACCGUGUUUCUCGCCAAGUUCUAUGGCCGUGCUGGACUCAUGAACCUCAUCAACGCCGGUCCCGAUGACCUACGCCCUGGGAUUUUCCGAUCGUUGCUGCACGAAGCUUGUGGGAGGAUUGUGAAUCCGAUCUAUGGUUCGGUGGGUUUGUUAUGGUCGGGAAAUUGGCAGCUCUGCCAAGCCGCCGUGGAGGCGGUGAUGAAAGGUGAACCGAUUACAGAGAUUGCUACAGACGCGGCGACGAGUGGCCAAGGUCCGCCGCUCAAGAUGUACGACAUCCGUCAUAUCUCUAAGGACCAGAACGCCGCCGGUAAGGAUACCGUGACAACCGAUGAGAAACGGGUGAAAACUCGCCGGUUUAAGCGGGUCUUGGCUUUUGCUAAACCGGCGGAGUCGGAGGGAAAAUCCGACGGCGGAGAGGCUAGCCAUGAGUCGUCGUUGAGUCACCAGUCUGAAGUUGUGGCUGCUCAUGAAGGAGAGAGCAAGGAAUCGGAGAGCAAUAUCUCGGAGGUGAUGACAUUCUUGCCGCCGGCUGUGAAGGUCUCCUCCGGCGAUGUUAAGCUUGAUCUAACUUUAGGACUCGAGCCGGUGUCACGUGCCUAUCACGUGGUACCUGUUAAGAAGAGAAAGACCGGCGUCUUUGGCACGUGUCAGGAACAGAAUGCAUGUAAGACUGAGCUUAUGCUUUAG